CCCUCCACGCCGGGACUGGGUUGUGGGGGAGGGAGGCGGUUAGUGGGCUUUAGCGCCUUUUUUGGCGGCGGUAGAUUUGAAGCGGUUUAAAGGACCGGACCCCGAGAAGAGGAGACCGUACUGGUGCGGGCUGUUGUCAGGGUUGUCUUCCCCUGCUGUCAAGUGUACAAGUAUGCAGACAUCCUAGGUUAGAAAAUUUGGAUUUGUUUCUGGCUCAACCAUCUUCCUGAACCUCAGUUUCUUCGUCUAUAAAAUGACAUUUUGAUUCCAAACUGUCAUCAGCUGUGGGCUUCAAAAAUAGAUAUUCAGGAGUGAAAGGAUUGGAUCAAUUUGUCCCUGAUUUUUUUGUCUUUAAAGGUUGAAGUAUUGGAGCCAUGGGAAUAAAGGUUCAGCGUCCAAGAUGUUUUUUUGACAUCGCCAUUAAUAAUCAACCUGCUGGAAGAGUUGUCUUUGAAUUAUUUUCUGAUGUGUGCCCCAAAACAUGCGAGAACUUCCGUUGUCUUUGUACAGGUGAAAAGGGGACAGGGAAAUCAACUCAGAAGCCAUUACAUUAUAAGAGUUGUCUCUUUCACAGAGUUGUCAAAGAUUUUAUGGUUCAAGGUGGUGACUUCAGUGAAGGAAAUGGUCGAGGAGGGGAAUCUAUUUAUGGAGGAUUUUUUGAAGAUGAGAGUUUUGCUGUUAAACACAACAAAGAAUUUCUCUUGUCAAUGGCCAACAGGGGGAAGGAUACAAAUGGUUCACAGUUCUUCAUAACAACGAAACCAACUCCUCAUUUAGAUGGCCAUCAUGUUGUUUUUGGGCAAGUGAUUUCUGGUCAAGAAGUUGUGAGAGAGAUAGAAAACCAGAAAACAGAUGCAGCUAGCAAACCAUUUGCUGAGGUGCGGAUACUCAGUUGUGGAGAGCUAAUUCCCAAAUCUAAAGCUAAGAAAGAAGAAAAGAAAAGGCAUAAAUCAUCAUCCUCAUCAUCAUCCAGUGAUUCAGAUAGCUCAAGUGACUCUCAGUCCUCUUCCGAUUCUUCUGAUUCUGAAAGUGCUUCUGAAGAGAAAUCAAAAAAAAGAAAAAAGAAACAUAGGAAAAAUUCCCGAAAACACAAGAAAGAAAAGAAGAAGCGAAAGAAAAGCAAGAAAAGCGCAUCUAGUGAAAGUGAGGCUGAAAAUCUUGAUGCCCAACCGCAGUCUACUGUCCGUCCAGAAGAGAUCCCUCCUAUCCCUGAAAAUCGAUUCCUAAUGAGGAAAAGUCCUCCUAAAGCUGAUGAAAAGGAAAGGAAAACCAGAGAGAGGGAGAGAGAGAGAGAGUGUAAUCCACCUAAUUCCCAGCCUGCUUCAUACCAGAGGCGACUUUUAGUUACUCGGUCUGGCAGGAAAAUUAAAGGAAGAGGACCAAGGCGUUAUCGGACUCCUUCCAGAUCCAGAUCAAGGGAUCGUUUCAGACGUAGUGAGACUCCUCCACAUUGGAGGCAAGAGAUGCAGAGAGCUCAAAGAAUGAGAGUAUCAAGUGGUGAAAGAUGGAUCAAAGGGGAUAAGAGUGAGUUAAAUGAAAUAAAAGAAAAUCAAAGAAGCCCAGUUAGAGUAAAAGAGAAAAAAAUAACUGAUUACAGGCAUGUGUCUGAGAGUCCAAACAGAAACAGUGAAAAGGAAAAGAAAGUUAAAGACCAUAAAUCUAACAGCAAAGAGAGAGACAUCAGAAGAAAUUCAGAAAAAGAUGAUAAAUAUAAUAAAAACAAGGUGAAGAAAAGGGCCAAAUCUAAAAGUAGGAGUAAGAGCAAAGAGAAAUCCAAGAGUAAGGAAAGAGAUACAAAGCAUAAUAGACAUGAAGAAAAGAGGGUGAGGUCAAGGAGUAAAGAAAGGGAUCACGAGAAUGUUAAAGAAAAAGAAAAGUCUGAUUCUAAAGGAAAAGAUCAGGAAAGGAGUAGAAGUAAAGAGAAGUCUAAACAGUUAGAAUCAAAAAGUAAUGAGCAUGAUCAUAAUAAAAAUAAGGAAAAGGAUAGACGCGCACAGUCUAGGAGUAGAGAACGUGAUAUAACUAAAGGCAAACACAGUUACAAUAGUAGAACAAGGGAACGGAGCAGAAGUAGGGACAGGAGCAGAAGAGUGCGAUCUAGAAGCCAUGACCGAGAUCGCAGCAGGAGCAAGGAGUACCAUAGGUACAGAGAACAGGAGUACAGGAGAAGAGGAAGGUCACGAAGCCGAGAGAGAAGAGCAACACCAGGAAGAUCCAGAAGUAAAGAGAGGAGGAGGAGGAGGAGAGAUUCACGGAGCUCAGAGAGAGAAGAAAGUCAAAGCAGAAACAAAGAAAAAUAUAGAAACCAAGAAAGUAAGAGUUCACACAGAAAAGAAAAUUCUGAGAGUGAAAAGAGAAUGUACUCCAAAAAUCGUGAUCAUAGUAGCUCAAAUAAUAACAGGGAAAAAAAGGCUGAUAGAGAUCAAAGUCCAUUCUCAAAAAUAAAACAAAGUAGUCAGGACAAUGAAUUAAAGUUCUCCACAUUGAAAAAUAAGGAGGAUGAGAAGACCAGAUCCUCAGUGGAAAAAGAAAACCAAAAAUCAAAGGGUCAAGAAAAUGACCACGUACAUGAUAAAAAUAAAAAAUUUGAUCAUGAAUCAAGCCCUGGAACAGAUGAAGACAAAAGUGGAUGAGUGAAUUGUGUAAACUUCUUAUUUCCAUUCUGUCUCAAAUUUUAAGUUUUAGAGACUUGCUCAUGAAUCUCCUUUUUGUUGUUUUCCUCUUUUCAUUGUUUUUGGGUUGUUUUAUGUUUGUCCCUUUUUUUUUUUAACGUGAACUUUAUUGAGUUGAUCUUUUGAUAAUCUGCAACCUGGAUAAUUUGUACUGCUAAAGUUUUAAUAAACUUGAAAUGAGAAAAACACUUUGGUGUAAUACUGUGUGCUGUGUUUAACUAUUUCAUGUAUGAAUUUUUGUGUUGCAACAAUCAGCCAAUAGCACACGUGCUGUUUUGCACCCUAAUUUGUGUGAUUGGCCUGUAAGAAACAAGCAUAACUGAUUGUUGGAAUACAUUGUUACAAAAAACUUGUGUUUCUCAUAAUUAAAGUAACUUUAGAAGCCACUAGAUAGAAAAAAUCUUGUAUAGAUUUUCUGAUUACAUUUAUAAUAGAGGCUGGCAGCAGUAGCUUUUAAUUACACAGAAGCAGGAUCCUAAUAACUUGAGAUCUUAAAUCAUCACUUUUGAUUUUAUAGUAAUUUGUGCUUUAAAAUAGAUCAGUAUUUAGUUAUUUAUAUUGCACUUCAUAUGUUAUACUUUAUAGUUCCACUGUAGCUUGUUUCAUACUAAUAUUUUUCCUGUCUGGUUUUGUUUUACUUAACUCUAUAAAAAUAGUUGAGUAUUUUUUUCAGUUGAUGUACUGAUUGAGCUUGACUUGCUGUUAUACAGCAUCUGACAAGAACUAUACCUUGGAAGAUCAGAUUGUAAUUCUCAAUUCUGUGUCACUUUUGGUCUGAAGAAAUGAAACUUUUGCUUUUUGGGAACAUUGUUUUUAUUAUUAUCAUUAUUACCCUUCUCUAAAGUGAAAUAAAAUAUACCACUUGUGCAGGUCUUUAAGUUAGACAGAUUCUAAACAAAUUGUCAGUAUUGACACAUUAGCUUCCAGAAUUUCUCUUUUUUGGCCACUGACCUAUAUAGAGUUGAGUGUUAACUCAGCAUAGUUGUUGUUUUGUUUUUUAACUUAAACUGACUUCUCUCUCAUAGCUGUGAAUUUCAAAUGGCAAGAAAAAUGCAUCUUUUCUAUAUAUGUAUCACAAUAAGCUAUAGCAUGUUUAUGACUCUAGUUUCUUUCUAUUCAGGUGGCUUUAUACCAUUACUGUUGACAUUAUUUUAACUUGGCAUGUAUAACAUUGCCACAUGGAGUAAAAAGUUGCAAAAUUUGACAGCUUACAGAGUUAAACACUAAAGGUAUCCAAAAUCCAUUUAGAAUUCUGUGUUGUAUAUUGCUAUUUUUGUGAUGUGUGGCCUUUUAUUCUGUAAUUUCUCUUCUAAAUAAAAAUUCAACAUCCAGCAAACACAAAACCUGCCUCAUUUGAAAAGAAAUUUCAGAAUUCCAAUGAAUAAUAGCCUCUAGAGUGUUUUUGUACUUUAAUAUUUGUGAAUAUAAUGUCAACUCUAUUACCAAGGUAGCUUCUUGGUAAACCCAGUAGCUGUUUACUGCUGUUUGUACUGAACAAAGCAAUGCUUAACAUAAUACUUCCCAUUAUUGAUUAAUACAGUAAUGAUUAAUUUCACAUUGUGGUAGCUGUUUGUAUAAUGAAUAGGGUGAUGAUUAUAAGACUGUUUGGAAUAUCUUGAAACAAAUAUCCACAGUGGGGUCUUUCCAAAUUUUUUUCCUUAUGAUAAAGGUAAUAGAUAUUUAUUAUAAUCAAGGGUGAUUGAUUCCUUAGAGACUUUGACCACAAACCCCCCUUAGGGAUAAUUGAGUCUUGAGUGCCCAAGCUGUAUAAUUUGUCAUGUAUUUUAAGUUAGUCAUGUUUGUCUUAAAUUCAGUAAAUUGCAUUUUAAAAAUCUUUGUUAUAAAGUAUUUGAGCUUCUAGAAAGGUGCUAUUUAAGAAAGGAUUUCUAAUAACAGUUAUAUUUUAAAAACAAAACCCAUGAUAAGGAAAACUAUUUCUAUGUUGUCUGAUCCCAAAGCUUUAUCUACUAAGAAUUAUAAACAAGUAACCAUAGGGAAAAAAAUUUUGCAAUUUCUAUAAAUAGUAUUCUCCUGUUAUGGUUACAAAAGAGCAACUCUAUGCUAAGCAUUAUUUAUAGGCCCUUUUUUUAAAAAAAGACCUUUGUUAGCUAUGUUUACAGUAGAACGGAUAUAGUAAAGGAGUUGAGGUGAGAGAUGACAAUCAGCUAGAUUUUAUUUUCAGAAUAUAAAGAACAUUUAGAAAAUAAUUAAACAGCAUUAACUGUACCUCAGAUCUGCCUUUGCAUCUGAAUAGCACAUAGCUCAAAAGGUCCUUUGAUUACCUUUUUAAUAGUUUUUCCACCCUUAGUUUUUACUUUGAGCAUAUUGUUUUCCUAAAAAUCAGCUAUUUCUUUCCUAUCAUAUUGACUUUAUAUUUAUAUCUGAGCUAACAGUUUACUUCAAAGUAUAUUGGACUUAAUAUCCUCUUAAAGAUACGUAAAUUGGUUUUUAUUGCUUGAUUGGCAGUAUCUGAGAAACUUUUUUAUGAUUAUUUCAUGUGAAUUCUUUUUCUGGGUAAACCAUCUGCCACAGAAAUGGACACUACAGAGAGAUUACUGUUAAUGAGCAAUCGAGAAGCUCCUGGGUCGCUUUAAAACAUUUUUAAUUCUAUAGUUAGUGGGUUCAUAGAGUAUUGUAAUUUCUAAGUUCCUUAAUCAAAGCCCUCACCAAAGUUUCAAAGAAUUUGUCUGCCAAAUCUAUCUUUGCACAAGUGUGAUACUGAUUCAUAUCGGCUUUGCUGAAUGGCCUUUGAUACUUGGACCCAGUGGAAGAUAUGAAACUGAUGAGUAAAAAAUUGUUAAUAUUAUGGACAAGAACACAUUGGGUUUCUGGUAUUUUGGAUAGUGGUAUUAACUGACAAUUCUAAUUUGUUUUCAAGUUAAUAUAUGGAAAAAGUAUUUUUAGUAGUUCAUUGUGCUUCACUCUGGGUGGCAGUUUUUUCCAUCACACUUUGAACCUUUUAUAGUAAAUUUCUAUAGAAACUUGUUCCCUUUACUGUCACCAGAUGAUACUUUAAAUAUACACCAUGUAGUUGAUUGUUAUAAAGAAACAUAAAAUGGGUAUUUUGCUGUCUCCUUUUGGUCGUGUUUACUGUAAUUAUUCAGUUUGGUAUUCUACAUUUAUGGUUGAGUAAACCCUCCAAGGAUUGUAGGUUUAUAACCUGUUUAUUGUAAAAAGAUGUAGUUAGUUAUAAAUACUUGUUUAAAAACUUAAUAAACUUGAGGAAGUGCAGCAUUGGCUGACGCCUGCCCAUAGUGGGCUUCCCAACUGCCUUUAAAGGAUUCAGGUAAAUGCAAACUCUGACCUGUGGUGUGACGCAAGAAAUAAAUAUUAGAGGAAAAGAAAAAUCAUAUAAAUAAAAAAAUUCCAUCAGCAAGGUUGGAGAAGGGAGCUUUUGAGGGGUUUUCUUAGUUUUUAGGUACAGGAGGGAGUGGUGGGGUUAAUUUGUGUUUCUGCUUUUUAUUUUUUUUUUUAAGCAAAUUCCUAUGUUAACAAAAGCACAUGCUGUAUAUUUUGUUCCCCUUUUGUGUGUUUAGUAUUUUGAAGGAUUGAUAAAUGAAUUGGGUAUUUGUAUGUGGGGAUGUUAAAAGUUGUGGCUGCUCUCUUUGUGGAAGGGAAAAGCAAAUGAAGUUAAUGCACUUCUUUUCCUAGCUCUGAAGUCACUGUGAUGUAUAUUUUUUUAAUGAAAUUUAGGAAUAAAGCUAUUGUCGCAAUUGUAUAAUUAGUUUCAAAAUGCUGCUUCUCUUAUCAUUAGUCUAGUAACUGUUAAACUGUUUUCUGCAAACUGCAUUUUACAGAAUUUAAACUUGGAAACUGUAUCAACUUUUAUAGUUAAACAUUGUAUUAAAUAAACUAUACUAUAAUAAACAGUUUGUUUUUGUAUUUUUUAAAUUGUAUUAGUUAUCCAAAUCUUUAUUUUUAUUAAAAGCUAAAAUAAUGAAGAUAAAUCAACUGAAAUAUACUUUUAUUUUACCCAUGGGGAUAUGGAAUUUGUAUUAGGAAUAAACUGAGCAGAGUUUAACAAUAGAGUUUAAGAAUUUAGCAGGCAGUGACAAUUUCUAGAAGGUUUGGAAAUAAGUUCUGGUGUAAAUGUUUAAUCAUGGUCUUCAGAUGGCAGUGUGUCUUUUGCCUCAGCAGACCUUUAAGGUUACACUUGGAAUUUGCAUUACUAUCUACUGGAAUGCUACCGUUUGCUUUUUAAUUCCUCCAAAUUUCUCAGCAUUGGGAACAUGUAUAUCCUGUGCUUGCCAGUUUUAACAUAACACUUGUAAAGCCAUAUAUAUGUUAAUUGACUUUUGUAAAACAAAUUGGGUUUUGUGUUCCUGUUUGGUUUUGUUUUUAUUUAAAUUAGACAUAUUUAGGGAAAAUGCACCUACUUGAGUUAGUCACUGAAAAAAUAUAUGCUUGGGUAAAAACAGUGUGGCCAUUCAGUGAUUUGCAUGUGUUAACAGGUGAACAUUAUUAAUAACUCAAAUUCUGGAGUGUUUGUAAAUGCUUUAGCCAGGAGAAUAUAUAAAAUGUGAGUAUUUCAUAUGGACUUUGCAAAUUGUGUAUUAAAAUACUUUUAGUAUCA
Molecule: messenger RNA, 7245 nt
Organism: Equus quagga
Lineage: Eukaryota; Metazoa; Chordata; Mammalia; Perissodactyla; Equidae
Gene: PPIG
Product: peptidylprolyl isomerase G
Exons: 15
Coding region: 375-2633 (752 amino acids)
Biological process (GO): protein folding; protein peptidyl-prolyl isomerization
Cellular component (GO): nucleus
Molecular function (GO): peptidyl-prolyl cis-trans isomerase activity
Source: RefSeq, a predicted model, not a curated record